UAAUAAUUCGGUCGCCUGGAUCGCGCCGUUCUUCAGUUGGCGGUCGGCUGAGUAGAAUCAAGGAGUCGGAGGGAAAAGAGCAGGGGAAAGCUCGUUGGAAUAGCUUCGGCUUGUGAUGGAAGGAGAGGAGCUGACUGCUCAACAGACGGCACUAUACGAUCGGCAGAUUCGAGUAUGGGGCGUCGAUGCGCAGAAACGGCUAAGCAAGGCCAAUGUGCUGGUUAGUGGGCUGAAUGGGACGGUUGCUGAGUUCUGCAAGAACAUUGUUCUUGCCGGAAUUGGAAGCUUGACCCUGAUGGAUGAUCGCUUGGUUAAUGAGGAUGCCAUUCAUGCCAACUUUUUUUUUACUCCUGAGGAGGCUAAACAUUCAAGGAGUUCCCUCGCUGAAGUUUACUGUAAUUCCUUGAGAGAAUUCAAUCCUAUGGUUCAUGUUUCAGUUGAAAAAGGUGAUUUACAUCAUUUUGACGGAGCUUUCUUUGACAAGUUUGAUGUUUUAGUUAUUAGCUGCUGCUCUCUUAAAGAUAAGAAAGUAAUUAACAACAAAUGUCGACAACGGAAAAAGCGAAUUGCAUUUUACACAGUUGAAUGUAGGGAUUCAUGCGGUGAAAUUUUUAUCGACCUGCAGAGCUACUCGUAUGCACAGAAGAAAUCUAAUGGCACUGUUGAGUGUCAUCUGGAGUAUCCAAGUCUGGAGGAGGCAAUUUUAACUCCAUGGAGGGAUCUUCCCAGGAAAACAACCAAAACUUACUUUGCUAUGAGAGUUCUUGAAUAUUUUGAGUCAUCACAAAACCGUAAGCCUUGUCAGACAUCGGGCUCUGAUCUUCCUCUUGUGUUGCAGUUGAGAAAGAAUCUUUGUGAUGCACAGGGACUCGAUGAAUCGCAUAUCCCAGACCUCUUAUUGGAUCGACUCGUUGCAGCUGGUUCCAGAGAGCAUCCUCCUGUAUGUGCCAUCCUGGGUGGAAUUCUUGGCCAGGAAGUCAUCAAGGCAAUCUCUGGCAAGGGCGAUCCUAUCAAAAACUUCUUUUACUUCGACGCUGCAGAUGGAAAAGGCAUUAUGGAAGAGAUAUCUCCUGCAUCUUUUAGCUGACACUGUACUUACAUUUUUGUAUCGGCCGAGUUGCCAAACAAGUCUGCAAGACAAUUUUAAUAUUUACAUUCUUGUCUGAAAUGAUAUUUGUAUGUUUUCUAUUAGGUCUCUUGUUGCAGAAAUGCCAACUUUCAUCUGACUUUGCUUCUCUUAAUUAAACCACCCCUUAAUGCCUAAAUUCAUGCAUG
Phalaenopsis equestris is the source of this 1275-nucleotide messenger RNA. Its product is annotated as SUMO-activating enzyme subunit 1B-1-like. The transcript is spliced from 11 exons. Lineage: Eukaryota; Viridiplantae; Streptophyta; Magnoliopsida; Asparagales; Orchidaceae. Gene Ontology annotation, biological process: protein sumoylation. Bases 116 to 1087 code for a protein of 323 amino acids. Gene Ontology annotation, molecular function: SUMO activating enzyme activity. The record is from RefSeq and is a predicted model, not a curated record. Gene Ontology annotation, cellular component: cytoplasm; SUMO activating enzyme complex.